AUGAAUCUUGCUUUGGUUGCAAAAAUUGGAUGGAGGCUUUUGCAAGAUGACCAGUCGUUGUGGGCGCGGGUGGUAAGGAAAAAGUAUAAAGUAGGUGACUUGCAUGAUCGAAGUUGGCUAGCUCCGAAGGGUACAUGGUCGGUGCUUUGGCGGGGUGUAGCGAGAGGCUUGAAGGAGGUCAUAUGGCCAGGUCACCGUUGGGUUAUCGGGGAUGGAGGUCAGAUUAAGUUUUGGUUGGAUUCUUGGCUCUUGGAGGAACCCCUGAUACACAGAGCCACUGGGGAUGUCCCGGAAGAGGCGCAGCGUUGGUUAGCAAAGGAUGUUUGGAAGAAUAGUGUGGGUUGGGAUCUGACGACGAUAAACCCCUAUGUACCAGAGAAUCUGAAGUUGGAACUAAUGGCAGUGGUCUUGGAUCAUGUUACGGGGGCUAUAGAUCGGAUAUCUUGGAAGGGUAGCUCGAACGGAGAGUUCUCGGUGUCAUCGGCUUAUGCGUUAAUCACGAUGGAUGAGCAACCCCGGCAGGACAUGACGCGCUUUUUUGAACGGGUUUGGAGAGUGGUUGCUCCACAAAGGGUGCGUCUGUUUAUUUGGCUUGCUAGUCACCAAGUCCUCAUGACUAAUGUGGAAAGGAGACGGCGACACUUGAGUGACUCGGCGGUUUGUACGGUUUGCAAGGGAGACUUUGAAACCAUCAUACAUAUACUCCGGGAUUGCCCAGCUAUGGCGGGAAUCUGGGAGAGGAUCGUGCCGUAUCGUACAAGGCAGGUUUUCUUCCAAUCUUCUCUCUUGGAAUGGCUUUAUGACAAUUUGCAGGCUGACGUUGUGGUCAACAAUGUCCCCUGGUCCACGACUUUUGCGAUGACUGUUUGGUGGGGAUGGAAGUGGAGGUGUGGUAAUAUCUUUGGCGAGAACAAGAGAUGCAGAGAUCGGGUUCGGUUUGUGACAGAGCUUGUGGCGGAGGUGUGGCAAGCUAAUCAGGUGGUCCGUGGCAAUACGGGCAUGAGAGCAAGAACUGAGAGGCAGAUUGGAUGGCAUGCGCCCGCUGAAGAGUGGCUCAAACUAAAUACAGAUGGCGCAUCGCAUGGUAACCCUGGACUCGCUACAGCCGGAGGAGUGAUUAGAGACGGUAAUGGGCAGUGGUGUGGAGGCUUCGCACUGAACAUUGGAAGAUGCUCUGCACCUCUAGCGGAAUUAUGGGGAGUUUACUAUGGUUUGGUAGUGGCGUGGGAGAAGAAGAUACCAAAGUUGGAGUUGGAGGUGGAUUCAGAGUUAGUGGUAGGUUUUUUGACGAAGGGGAUACAAGACUCACACCCUCUAUCGUCCCUGGUACGUUUGUGCCAUGGCUUCUUGUCGAAGGACUGGACAGUCCGCAUUACUCAUGUGUUUCGUGAAGCUAACCGUCUCGCAGACGGGCUGGCGAACCUCGCUUUUUCGUUUCCCCUAGGCUUUCAUUUGAUUGACUUUGUACCAUCAUCGCUUGAGUCGAUCCGAUGGGAAGAUGAGAUUGGGACUACGCGUCCGAGAGAUGUAAUAGUGUGGGAACUUUUUUGUUUUUAA
Messenger RNA from Microthlaspi erraticum, 1557 nucleotides. Lineage: Eukaryota; Viridiplantae; Streptophyta; Magnoliopsida; Brassicales; Brassicaceae. The record is from the annotation of a GenBank genome assembly.